This is a messenger RNA of Alligator mississippiensis (American alligator), 4960 nucleotides long. It is a transcript of the gene FILIP1L, whose product is annotated as filamin A interacting protein 1 like. The coding region runs from base 199 to 3771 and encodes 1190 amino acids. Lineage: Eukaryota; Metazoa; Chordata; Crocodylia; Alligatoridae. The transcript is spliced from 8 exons. The record is from RefSeq and is a predicted model, not a curated record.
CCAUUUCCUUAUUUAAGGACAAUUUUCUUUGCUUGAGUGGAUAUGUCCCUUUGGAGUGAAUGAGCAGGCGGCAACUUCCUAGGAUACAACAAAGACAAGUUCCCUGCACUGAGGUUCAUACUGUAAGAGAGAUGAUACUGUAAGAGGCAGCACUGCUAAGCUCUUGAAGGACUUUACAAAAAUUUCAGAGAUAUAAAAAUGCGCUCCAGAAGUAACAGCACAGAAAUUCCAGACAAAUCAAAACAGUGUCACCAAAGGCAAAGAGAUCACCAUAAGGAAGAUACUGUUUUCACGGGGAUAGUAAAUACAAAACAGGGAAAGAAGGAAAAUGACUAUACAGCACAAAGCAGUACUAUACUAAGAAGCCCCAGGUCUGAAAAUAAACAAAGAAGCUAUUCCAAGAAAGGAGAGGACCUCUCUCGAGAUGAUCUCCUAUUUCUUCUCAGUGUCCUUGAGGGUGAAUUGCAGGCUCAAGAUGAAGUCAUAGGGGUUCUUAAGGCAGAAAAAAUUGACCUGGCUUUGCUCGAAGCACAAUAUGGCUUUGUAACUCCCAAAAAGGUGCUAGAAGCACUCCAACGAGAUGCUAUUCAGACAAAAGCUACACAAUGGCAAGAGGAUAUCUAUGAAAAACCUAUGGGAGAGCUUGACAAAGUUGUCGAGAAACAGAAAGAAACUCACAGACGAAUGCUGGAACAACUCUUAAUGGUAGAAAAAUCACACAGACAGACUCUGUAUGAGCUGGAGGAUGAGAAAAGAAAGCACACAGAGUAUAUGGAAAAAAGUGACGAGUUUACCAAUUUACUGGAACAAGAACGAGAAAGACUGAAAAAGCUUCUUGAACAAGAAACAGCUUAUCAGGCAAAAAGAGAGAAGGAAAACAACAAGAAGACAGCUAAACUAAAAGAAGAACUAACAAAAUUGAAAUCAUUUGCGUUAAUGGUAGUGGAUGAACAGCAAAGACUCACUGAACAACUAAACCAACAGAGUCAAAAAAUUCAAGAGCUAACCACCACUGCAGAUCAAGCAUAUGUGAAGCUCACUGUUGCUGAAGCAAAAGCUCAGGAAGAGGAGCAAAAAGUUAUCAGGCUGGAGGUUGAACUGCAGGCCCAGAACAACAAGAGCUCCCAAGACCAAGAAGCAAUGAUGGCCAAGCUAACCAAUGAAGACAGUCAGAAUCGCCAGCUCCGGUUAAAGUUAACUGCACUCAGUCGACAAGUUGAUGAACUAGAAGAGACUAAUAAAUCUCUGCGAAAAGCAGAGGAAGAAUUGCAAGACCUAAGGGAUAAAAUGAAUAAGGGAGAGUGUGGAAAUUCUACCCUUAUGGCUGAAGUUGAAGAAUUACGGAAACGUGUGCUAGAAAUGGAAGGUAAAGAUGAAGAGCUCAUAAAAAUGGAAGAGCAGUGCAGAGAGCUUAAUAAAAAAUUAGAAAAAGAAGCAGCACAGAGCAAGAACCUUAAAGCAGAAGUUGACAAACUCAACAAAAGAAUCAUGGAACUGGAGAAACUAGAAGAUGCUUUCAGCAAGGGCAAACAAGAGUGUUACUUUCUGAAGUGCAAUCUAGAAAAAGAAAAAAUGUUAACAAAGCAAUUGUCCCUUGAACUGGAUAGCUUAAAAGCUAGAAUGGGAGAGCUUGAAGCCACUGAAAACAAGCUAGAAAAAACAGAAGUCACACUUAAGGAUGACCUAACUAAACUGAAAACACUGACAGUGAUGUUGGUGGAUGAAAGGAAAACAAUGAGUGAGAAAAUAAAGCAAACCGAAGAAAAGUUAAAAGCUGCAAAUACUCAACUUCAGGUGGAGCAAAAGAAAGUUCAGACAGUUACAGAAAAGCUAAUUGAGGAAAGCAGAAAGGCACUAAAAUCAAAAUCUGAUGCAGAGGAAAAACUGUCUACUGUAACAAAGGAAAGAGAUGAACUAAAAAACAAACUGAAAGCAGAGGAAGAGAAAGGAAACGAUCUUGUUUCCAAAGUAAAUAUUCUAAGGAAACGGCUUCAGUCCUUAGAAGCCAUUGAAAAAGAGUUUCUGAGAAAUAAACUCAAAGAAACUACUAAAUCCAGCACAUCUUUACAGCAGGAGAACAACAAAAUAAGAGAACUUUCUCAAGAAGUUGAGAGGCUGAAACAUAAGCUGAAAGAAAUGAAAGCCAUAGAAGACGAUCUCAUGAAAACUGAGGAUGAAUUUGAGUCUCUAGAACGAAGAUACAUUAAUGAACGAGACAAAGCAAAGUUUCUGUCAGAGGAACUAGAGGUUGUAAAAAUAGAACUGGCUAGGUAUAAACUGGCAGAGAAGGCAGAGUCCAACCAAGAACAGUGGCUUUUCAAAAAGCUUAAAGAAGAAGAAGCUAAGUCGGAUCACCUGUCUCGGGAGGUAGAUGCAUUAAAAGAGAAAAUUCAUGAGUAUAUGGCAACAGAGGACUUAAUAGGUCAUCUACAGGGGGAUCAUACAAUCCUGCAAAAGAAACUCACACAACAAGAAAACAAAAACAGGGAGUUGGCAAGAGAAAUGGAAAACCUCACGAAAGAAUUAGAAAGGUACCGGCGCUUCAGUAAGAGCCUCAGACCUAGUCUCAAUGGAAGGAGAAUUUCUGACUUGCAGGUUCUCUCUAAAGAAGUCCAGACAGAACCAGCUGACAAUGAACCACCUGAUUACAAGAGCCUUAUUCCAUUAGAACGCGCAGUCAUAAAUGGGCAGUUAUAUGAAGACAGUGAUAAUGAUGAUGAAGACCAUAAUGAGGAGGAGCAAAUGAUAUCUUUUAAAUGCAAUUCAUCCAUUGCAAAUGCUGUAAACAAAAAAUUAUGGAUCCCAUGGAUGAAGUCCAAAGAAGGCCACCCUCAAAAUGGAAAAAUUCAUGCAAAACAAAAUGGAAGUUUUGCACAGCCUGGAGAUCUAGUUCUAAGUCAUACACCUGGACAGCCUCUUCAUAUAAAGGUUACUCCAGACCAUGGACAAAAUACAGCGACACUUGAAAUAACAAGUCCUACUAUAGAAAGUGCUCACUCUUACACUAGUACUGCAGUUAUACCUAACUGUGGCACACCGAAACAAAGAAUAACUAUUAUUCAAAAUGCCUCCCUAACUCCUAUAAAAACAAGAGUGGCAGAAGGCUACAUGACCCCAGAGCAAGCUAUGUCACCUCUUACUAUGGCUGCUUUUGCAAGAUCUCAAACACCUGAAUCAUGUAGCUCAGUAACUCCAGAAAGGACAAUGUCCCCCUUGGCUCUGCCAGGCUCUUCCAGUGCUCAGGAACAGAUACUUUCAACAGAGCCUUUGGAAAUCAGUGCCAAGCAUGCUGUUUUUAGAGUAUCUCCAGACAGACAAUCAUCCUGGCAGUUCCAAAGAUCUAACAGUACUGGUUCAAGCGUAAUAACUACUGAGGAUAAUAAAAUCCACAUUCAUUUAGGAAGUCCUUAUGUUCAAGCUCUUAGUAAUUCAGCAAAGUCCAGCAGCCCUUGUACUCCAAUGCAGGAUAGCAGAACACCAGCACUAUCUAAUGGAACACCCAGUAAACCCACCAAUAAAAUCACCAGCAGUAUCACUAUCACACCAACAGCCACGCCUCUCCCACGACAAUCACAAAUUACAAUCGCUGAUAUGUUCCGGCGUUCAAUUCCUACUCGGAUCCCCAAACCAAAGUCUACAAGCGUAACCAAGUUACCCAUGAGAACUCCUACUGGGCAUCUCCACAAGCCACUCCAUGACAGCAAUAAUGGAAAGCUACACAGUGUAAGAACUGUAUCUAAAACUUGCCUUCAAAAUGGAGGGAAAAGGUAAAACAUUCUCUACUAUGCCCAUGUGUAACAUCUCCUUGAAGAAUGUGAACCUCUGGAGCAAUCACUUCCAAGAGUUGUGUGAGAAAAAGCUAAUUCUUCCACAAAGGAUGAAAUAAAAAAGCUAACCAUUCACAGGUUAUGUGAAAUGCCAGAACAUACUCCCAGGCCCAGACUGUGCUCUCACUUCCAGUCCAAAUCCUGAUUUACAGGAUUUUUUUUUUUUAAUUUAUUUUUAUUUUUUUAUUUUUUUUUUUACAGAUGAUUGCAGUUUUCAGCCCUACCAUGAAGUGACAAAUGAGGCCACAAAUAAAUUCCCACUUCAGUUCUGACAUCCCUCCUCACAUGAAUAAAAACUGCAAUUUUACAAUAGAUUGGUGAAUGCUUUAUAACCAAAAUGAUGAGUAAUUGUGUGUUAUUUUUUAGUUGGUCUUACAUAAGUGUGUUUCAGUGUGGGUAAUUUUAGGUUAAAUAUCAAGUAAAAUAAGACAAUGAGUGGAGGGAUGGUGAAAUUUGCUAUUUAAUAUAGUGCCAAUUGAGCUUAAAGCAGCAAGCUUUGGGUUGUAUGCAUUAUUAUUUUUUAGACUAAUGAAAAAAGUGUCAGUUCCCACAAUGGUUAGUUAACUGGUGUGAUGUAGCCACACUUGAAUGCACACAAAAACCAUAUUAUAAAAAUGGAUGCAAGAAUUAAGACUUUCAAUACGACUUUUUAAUCUGCUAUAUUAAUUUCUCACGCUUUACUAGAAUUAUGGUGUCUAGAUUUCUAAUUGUUUAUAAGGUCCCUACUGGAGCAGAUUUCAUGUUGUGGGUGCAGUAUUUGACUGAGAGUUGGUACUUUGACAGAAUGAUCCUAAUAUACUGAUAUAUUUGUACACGCACAUAUACACACUUGAGUCUCCACUCAGCCAUUGAACAAACCAAUAAAAAUAACUUUGUUGGCUAUUUGCCUCCAAAGUAAUGCUGCCAACACAAAGCUGUAUAAAGAUACAACGGUACCAUUUUAUUUCUUGAAGGAUGCUUUUAAAUUCCUUUGAAAGAUUUAUUUAAAAUAUUACUGAUGCUGUUCUACUUUUUCAUAUGAAAAUCAAUAGAAAACUAUUAUUGGUGACUGUAACAGGCAUCCUGUAACACUGACUAAUUCUUGGCUGCUGUACUAGAACAGCGAUCCUCAAUCUUUUAAGGCUGAACAGCUC